Messenger RNA from Bactrocera neohumeralis, 2011 nucleotides. RefSeq names its product probable serine/threonine-protein kinase DDB_G0282963. Bases 17 to 676 code for a protein of 219 amino acids. The record is from RefSeq and is a predicted model, not a curated record. The transcript has 3 exons. NCBI's taxonomy places the organism in Eukaryota, Metazoa, Arthropoda, Insecta, Diptera, Tephritidae.
AACACAAACUCAUUACAUGUCGCAUUCACUUCAUAACACCAUACACAACACACACACCACACUCCAUCACACACACUCAUCCAUCGUUUCGCAUUCACAGAAAUUUCGCAAAAACAAUAAUGCCGCAGCCGUUGCCAAUUCAAAUAGCAUAUUUAGUCAGCGUGCCACCUCAAUACCGGGACACACCAGCAACACCGCAGCAAUGGCAUUCAAGCAGGGCUUGCCCACGGCCUCGUCCAUCUACCAAAGGAACAACAAUAGUCGACGUUUGCAACAUCAUAUGUCUUCGGCUGGUAUGCCGGGUGUAUUGGGUGGUAGUGGCGGUGGUGGUGUGAUUGGCGGUGAGAAGCCGCUAACCUUCUCCACCUCAAAAUCGACAACUGCAAAUGCAAAUGCCAGCAACAAUCAGCAUCAAUAUACAAAUUAUACAAAUUGCGACAACAACAAUAGGAAUAGUAGUUAUAAUGCCGGCGCUGCUUCGGCAGUUGCUUCAAACGCUGUUGUUGGCGGCACCGCAACUGUCACAGCCAGCAUUCCCAAUAGCAACGACAACAACAGUUUUAGUUACAAUAAUUCAUGCAACACAACAACAACAACGGCGGACGCCGAUGACAGCGACGAUUUGUUUAUGAUGAGCGAUAACACUACAACAACAACAACAACUAUUAAUUCAUAAAAAUCUUUUAAUUAUAAGGAAUCAUAUAUAAACACAUGCAUAUAUCUAAAUAUAUAUAGCCUAGCUUGUAAGGAUACUUAAAGCAGCGAGUCGAUGUGGUUCAUCUAACCACAAACAUUUGGGUGUAUACAAUUAUAUACGGCCUAUGGCUUAACUCCACAACUCAUUUAAACAUUUAAUUGCAACAAUUGGCAUAGCGUACAAGUUCAUUGUCUUUAAAUUACACAUACAUGCAUAAAUAUGCUGAUUUAUAAGGGAGAGGAAGCUUACAUUGGCGCAAACUCCGAAGAUUUGGCCAAGAGAUUUGGAUUUCGGACCCAACGACACUACAAGAGCGUUACACGCGGCACAUAACAUUCUAUAUAUGUACAUAUGUACAUACAACGGGCCCCGUUGCUGCUUUAAUUGGCUGAACGUCCUUUCCAACGUCGUACAUACCUACAUAUGUGUCUAUAUUUGGCCAAACAUUAUGCUAAGCAACAUUUUAAUCCUUCUCCUAGAUAGAACCUUCUACUACUAGUACUACUCUUAAGCAACUCUACAUGGAUAACAAUUCGCAAUAAUUGUUAUUUAACUCUUUUUUUUGCAGCGAUUUCGCAACGCAUACAGAAAGCGUAAGAAAGAUGCAAGCGCUGUGUUGCACCGUUUUGACAACAAAAACAAGUGAAUUUUUAUGUUAGGCUCUAUCUCACGACCGUAUAUGCUGACCACACAUACAACACAACUUGACUAUGGUUACAUACAUACAUACAAACGUAUUUACUCACAUACAAACUCUACUAGACAACAACAACAACUCAAAUUUCUGCGAAAGCAAACCUUUUUUACUACACUUUUGGAAGAAAAAAAUUAAAAACAAAAUGUUUCUUAACAAACAUUUAAUUUUUUACCAACAACCCACUACACGUGACCCACUCCUAUUUAUUUGAAUUAUUUUCCAAAUCCACUUUUCUUCACCACCACUUCCUCAUUACCAACAAACACACACACACACACUUCCUUAACGUUUUUAUGAAAUUCGACUCGUCUCAACUUUAAAACUUAAGCUCGUCUGUUAGUUGAAAUUAAAUUGAUACAAAAAUGCAAGUAUAUUGAAAGUGUUACUUAAUGCUGAAAAAAGCCGAAAAAACUAUGAAGCAACAAACAAAGAUGCGUAAGAAAGAAAGAAAACUGAAAAACAAAAACUGGAGAAAAAAGGUAAAGAAAAAAUUCAAUAAUCAUUACAAAAAAGUUUCAAAAUAUUUCCAAAUUACAUUUUAUCCAUAAUUUACAUUAAAUAAAAAAUAAAAUAAACCUAAAAAAGUUACAGAAAUAAAGCGCAAAAAAAAAAUAAAA